Molecule: messenger RNA, 776 nt
Organism: Hyaloscypha bicolor E
Lineage: Eukaryota; Fungi; Ascomycota; Leotiomycetes; Helotiales; Hyaloscyphaceae
Exons: 1
Coding region: 115-591 (158 amino acids)
Source: RefSeq, a predicted model, not a curated record
UGACUUCAACCCCAGGGGAGCCGUGUUAAACUUCUUCAGGGAUCUAUCACUUGGGCCAUCAACCUGGCCGCGUUUUGGCUGUCGAAUGAUUUUGGAUACCUGCACAUAUGGCAAAUGCCCAGCAGCCAGGAGGCUUUGCGGUCUCAGGAGGGGUCAGAAAAGGCAGUGGUCCUUAUUAACAGUCUUCCUGUUGAUGAUUGCGUUGAGGGUCGCCUCCACGACCCUCGCAGCUGGAGAGGAGUUGUACUGCGAAUCUUUUGGUUUCUCACGGUUCUGCUUCUUAUGUGCGUAUCAGCAGCAUCAGCGAUAAAGAACUUGUGGGAUCCAUCGCUCCCUUAUCUCAACGUGUCCCGACUACUUCUCGUCGUUUUGUACCUAGGUAUCUAUUACGGGCAGACUUCUUUUGAUAUACGUAUUCUAUAUAUGUAUCAGGCAGACGAAUUCGACAAUCAUUCCUUGUAUCCACGCCACAUGAUACAAGAUUUACACCGCUGUAGUGAUCUUGAUCGGCUUUGCGGCUUUUAUCCACUCGGCGGUGGAGACGAGGGCAAUGAAAUCCAUGCUAGAAACAACCAGUCUCCCGGAGUUUGACUGCCAAACGGUGAUGGGCAGUUUUACAUGCGUUCCCGUGGGUAUAGAGCAAGGAAAUUUUAAUGUUUAGUACAUGGAUUAGGUUGGAAUUGGCAUUUGGUCCAUUGGUUGGUGGGCUUAUUGGCGAGGCUUAGUGAACUGAAAUAUUUUGUUCAUCGAUAAAUUUCAUGUCAAGUCUAUUGAUC